This is a messenger RNA of Plasmodium gonderi, 2193 nucleotides long. RefSeq lists its product as hypothetical. The coding region runs from base 1 to 2193 and encodes 730 amino acids. The record is from RefSeq and is a predicted model, not a curated record. The transcript has 3 exons. Lineage: Eukaryota; Apicomplexa; Aconoidasida; Haemosporida; Plasmodiidae.
AUGGAAGAAGAAAAGAUCUUAGAUUCCUUUGAUGUCCUAUACAACAAUGGGAAAGGUGAACUAUACAUAACAAACAAGUACCUUGUGUAUAUCUCUGAAAAUACUCAGAAGGGAAAAAUUAAGAACAAUUCCCUUUUCCUGAUUGAUGACAUUGACUUAAAAUUAUGUAUAUUCAGUUGGAAGAAAACAGAAAAAUCUAAAAAGAAGAAUAAAAUACGUUUCACAUUUGCAGUAACAAAUAAAAAAAAUAAUUUCUGCUUUCAUGAUUAUAACCAUACAGAGUCUUUCAUAUUUGAAUUUUUUAAUGAUCAACAUAAUAGCAAAAUAUGUGAAAUUAUUAACACGCUAAAUAAAGAUAAUAUCAAAAAUCAUAUAUACAUAGAAUUUAAUUUGCAUUUAAUAAAAGACAAGUAUAAAGUAUAUGAAGAAUCCGAAAGUGCACUUCCACACGAUGCUUCUGGAAUUUCCACUGACCAGUAUCAUACACACACUUAUAAAAAUGAACAUCUUAGCACAAACUACGUAGAUCUGCAACCUGUUGAUAAUUUAAAUUUUGUGAGGAAAACAAAUGAAGAAUUAAGAGAUAAGAUAAAAAAUGAAAUACCAACUGAGCAUCCAGUUGCACAACGAACAAUUCGAAACCGCACUGCUCAUGAGAGGAACCAAAAUGAGCAAAAUGAGCAAAAUGGCAAAAAGGAGCAAAAUUACCCAAAUAGCCAAGAUGACCAAAAUAGCCAAAAUGGUCAAAGUGGGGAAAGUGACCAAUUGCAAGUCAACGAAUCAUUGAAUGCAUUAAAUAAAAUACUCCAGACAGAUACAAAACUGAAGAGUCUGUAUGAGAUGUGUAUACAGAACAAUAUAUUAACCGAAAAUGAAUUCUACAGGAUACAUAAGAGUGAUAUAUAUGAAUACAGAAAUAUGUGCAUGGGUGAAGAAGAAAGAAUUUUAAAAGAACCCUUGUUCAUAACAGAAGAACAGAAGCAUACCAAAAGUGUUGAAAUAAACAAAGAAAUGAGUAAACUAAUCCUUUCAGAAAAUAAGGAAUUAAAGAAGCUUCACGAUUAUUAUAUGGAAAAUAACAUACUUAGUGAAAGCAAAUUUUGGUUCUUUCUUUUUAAUAACAAAUAUAGUCAUUUAUUCUUUUAUGACAAAAAUGAAAAAGAUAUCAUGGGAAAUAAAAACUUCUUCUCUAUUAAUGGUAAUCAGAAAAAUAGAGCAGGAGCAGGAUAUGCUGGUGAGGAAUCACGUGAACAAGAAGACAGAAUCCUUACCACAUAUGAGAAGGAAAAUAUUUCGUACAAAAAUAUUUCAUUGUCUUACGAUAUGGACAAUCCAAAUCAAGACAUAAAAGGAAUUUUAGAAAAAUGCAUUUUAAAGGAAUACUUAUCGACCAAAUCACAUAACAAGAAAAACAUUCUUUUUAAAAAUAAUUAUUAUUUUAAUGAAGAAAAUGCACAAGGGUUUGGAUUAUUUACAAACGAAAAGUAUGCUAAAAAUCACAAUUCGCACAAUCUCCUAAUUAACAAAUUUAAUAAUUACUGUAUUGGAAUGAUAAAGGAUAAAAAAUUUACUAUAGACACAUUUUAUGAUGAUUUGAAAAAUAAAAUCAAUGACACUGAUUUGAAUCCUAUACAAGAAAAAAAAGAAUUACAAUUCCAAAUCGAAAAAAAAAAAAAAAAACGUCAAUUAGACACUGAAGAAGGGGACGACCAUCUCGAAUCCCCUCAAACAAAAGAACGUUUAAAUAAAAAAUUCGCCACACUUAUGGAAGACCUAAACCUAAACACCCUUGAGCCUUACACUCAUAGAAAAAAUUAUUCCGAUUUGUUUAACAUAGGGAGACUCCUGUUCGUGUCCAACACAAAACGGUGUCAAAGCAAUCAGUCCAUGUUGAUAGGGACGAUUGAAUAUGAGCAGCACAUCCUCGAUAUUGUGAAAGAUUACCACGUGAAAAUAAACUAUUUGUUGAACUUAUUUUACACGUCUUACAUUCCAGAGCAGGAAAAAAGAAACAAGAUCUUGGAAAAUUUGUCGAAGAUUAAGGAGGAAAUACAGCACAAGCAGGAGGAAUACAAUAGUGUAUUAAUUAUGGGAAAACCAUUGCUAAUUCACCUCUUUGAACAGAUAAGUAUCUGUAAGAAGUUUAACGAAAAGCUUGAUAAAUAUAUUCAGGAAAAAAGGAAAAAACCAUGA